ACAGCUCACAGCAACCUCCUGCUCUUGGGCUGAAGCGAUUCUCUUGCCUCAGCCUCCUGAGUAGCUGGGACUACAGGUGCCUGCCACAACGCCUGGCUAUUUUUUUAGAGGCAGGGUCUCAUUCUUGCUCAGGCUGGUCUCUAAAUUUUGAGCUCAGGCAAUCCACCCGUCUCGGCACCCCAGAGUGCUAGGAUUGUAGGUGUGAGCCACCACUCCCCUGAUUUUUAAAUUCAUUUCUAGUCAUAUUGCCUUGUAACCAUAUAAUUUUUCUUUUUACAUUUUUGAAUGUUAUUGAGAUUUUCCUUGUGGACCAAAUAUGGUCAGUUUUCAUGACUGUUGCAUCAGCUCUUGAAAAGAAAGUAUAUUGUCUAUUAUUAUGAUAGAGAAUUUGAAACACCGAUGAUUUAAUUUAGGUCUUCUGAAUGGUUAUUUCUGUUUGGUCUACUUAAUGAUUCUUGGACUAUGAGAGGUGAAUUAAAAUCUCUUAUUUGUAUGUUUUGGUCUAUUUGUCUUAGUAUCCCUAUAAUUUCUUCUCCCUGGAAAUUGUUGCAAUAUUAUUUGGAGCGUUAUGAAUUAUACCAUGACCAUUAUGAAUUGCCCUUAUCUGGCUCACAUAGUGAUGUUACUCAUAAAUUUUCACUGUCUGGUAUUAAGACCAUGGCUCCCAAAAAGCUUUGCUUUUGUGUAUAUUUGCUUUUAUUAUCUUUGCUUGGCCUUUUUCUUUUAGCCAUUCUAAAUCACUUUGCUGGCCAGGCGCAGUGGCUCACGUCUGUAAUCUUAGCACUCUGGGAGGCUGAUCUCUUGAGUAGACAGAUCUCUUGAGCUCAGUAGUUUGAGAUUAGCCUGAGCAAGAGCAAGACCCUGUCUCUAGUAAAGGUAGAAAUAAUUAGCCAGGCAUGAUGGCAGGUGCCUGUAGUCCUAGCUACUUGGGAAGCUGAGGCAAGCGGAUCAUUUGACACCAGGAGUUUGAGGGUGCUGUGGCACUCUUCCCAGGUUGGGGAGGGGACAGAGUUUCAUCUCAAAUAAAUAAAUACAUACAUACAUUCAUACAUACAUACAUAAAUAACUUUGGGGUAUGUCCCUUGAAUACAGGAGAGUUUGGUUUUGCUUGGAAUCUGAAACUGUUUUAUUUUUAUUUUUAUUUCUUUAUUUUUUUGAGACAAAGUUUCACUUUAUCACCCUCAGUAGAGUGCUGUGGCAUCACAGCUCACAGCAACCUCAAACUCUUGGGCUUAGGCGAUUCUCUUUCCUCAGCCUCCCAAGUAGCUGGGACUACAGGCACCCACCACAACACCCGGCUAUUUUUUAGUUGUAGUUGUCAUUGUUCUUUGGCAGGCCUGGGCUGGAUUCGAACCUGCCAGGUCCAGUGUAUGUGGCUGGUGCCUUAGCCGCUGGAGCCACAGGCACUGAGCCAAGUCACUUAAUUUUCUGAAAGUUAAAAAGGGGAGCAGGGGCUGGGAAUGGCUGAGUAAUGAUCACUGCAGCCCUCAUUGAGGGGCCAGGCUGAGUUAAGACACUACGCUGACCCUAGUAGUUUGGGCCAGGACCUCCAGACUCCAUUAGGGGGAGAAUGCAGCAGGCUCCCCUGCCUCCCACUGCUUGUGUGAAACCUUCUGACCCCCGUGUCACCCCUCACAUCCCCAACCCCAAGCCACACAGUCCCAGUGACUCCAGGUUUCCUCUUCCUGCCAUGGGGGCUCUGGUGCUGAUGGGGGUGGGGAGUUGGUUCUUCUGUUUGGGGCAGCAACUUCUUGGGUGGGGACCCAGGCCCUCAACAGCAGCUGCACCCCGGGGCCCUUCAGUCUUGCCAGCCUGAUCUCUGGCCCCAUCUCUCCCUAUUUCCUUCCACUGAAGCCCUGCCUUGGGGUGAUGUCGUGGUAUCAGGGACCAAGAGCCACAUCCCUGUGUCUGCUGACAGGGGAGAGGGAGGAACAAAGACGCCAACCUGCAGGGGUGGCAGAGACAGGGGCCCUGGGGAGAAGCAUCAGGAAGAAGGAAGUGAGAGGUGGGGGGUGACAUUGAGGGAGUGGUUGGAGGUGUCAGAAGUUUCUGCCAUUAACUGUUAGGCUCUCCUUUCCUCUCUGGUGGGGGUGUGCCCUCUGAUUCCCCCUCCUAGGGGAGGGGCCCCUCGGCUGCUGCCCUGCCAUCUGGUUGUCCGUGUCCUGGUUUGACAGGCUGAGUCCUGCCUUUGCUGCCAAUCCUCUGUGCCAUUUGGAGCCUCAGUUUCCCCGCACUAGAGUGAGAGGUUAGACCAGGUUCUCUCCAGCUGGGGAUGGUCUGUGACCUUUUUAUUUUGAGACAGUCUCACUUUGUCAUCCGUGGCAUCAGAGCUCACAGCACCUCAAACUCCUGGGCUCAAGUGAUCCUCCUCCCUCAGCCUCCAGAGUAGCUGGGACUACAGGUACCCUCCACAACGCCUGGCUGUUUUUUUAGAGAUGGGGUCUCACUCUUGCUCAAGCUGAUCUUGAACUCCUGAGCUGAGGCAAUCCACCUGCCUUGGCCUCCCAUAGUACAAGGAUUGCAGGCGUGAGCCACCAUGCCUGGCCCUGGUCUGUGACUCCGGAACAUGGAAGCAGCUCCCAGCUCUCAUGGAGAGCUGUUCCUCCUCUGCAUGCUAGGCCAGGACAGCCCCAUGGGGACAUUAACUGAGCAGAUGAGCACCUGCCCCUUAGGAUUCAGUGACAGAAAAACAGGUGAUCAUUCCAGAGGGACAAGGGCUUGUUGGGACAUGCUGGUUCCAUCUGAGCCUCCCAUGGAGUGCUGGAGCCCCCACUUCCCAGGGGGCCAAGGUUACACCUUCUACCCAGGAAUAGCCUGUGUCCAUGAUCUGAUGUGGGUUGGUCCUGGUGAAGGCUGCUGAGUUGCUCAGGGUUCUCCAGAGGAACAGAGUCAAGAGAUGAGAAGGUGGAAGAUGUCCUGGCUGCCAAGGCGGGAUGGGGGGUCUCUGUCCUCUGCCUUGUGUUCUAUCCAGGCCUGCACAGCAGGAGGAGGCCAGUCUGUGUUAUUGGAUUACAGUCCCUCAGUUUGAAAGUUGAUCUCAUCUGGAAAAAUCCACACAGACAUACCCUCCGGCCUAGUCAAGUUGACACGUAGAGUUCACCAUCACAGCCCCACAUUCUAAUUUGAAACAAACAUCUCUGAAGGGUGCCCCAGCUACAGAGCUUCUGCAGGGCAGGCUGAGUCCUCUGUUGCAUCAACCUGAGAGCUCAUCCCUCCCUCCCUCCCCCUCACAAGGACCUGAUGCCCCCCCACCCCCCUCUGCCUGUGGCUCUCCAAGUCUGUCUGCUUCCCAGGACAGGCCUGUGACCAGGGUGGUGAAGGAAAUGCCAGGUGACGUGACCAAGAGAGAUGGGGUGGAGGAGGCCACUCACACCAAUGGCCAGGGAAGGCCCUCUGGGGAAGGGACCCUUGAAACCCAGACUGUGUGACAUCUCUGCACAGAGGGUGAGAGCCCGGUUUUAAUUGCAGCCCUGUUUCUGAUCAUCUUUGUGGCCUUGGCUAAGUCACUCCACUACCCUGAGACUGACUUAGUUUCCUUAUCUGGGACUUGAGAACUGAGCUUUCUCCUUCACAAGAUGUCUGACGCUCUGGGACAGAGAAACAUAGAAAGGGAAGGGAGGCUCUGCACCGGUAGCUCAGCUGCUAGGACAACAGCCACAUAUACCGGGGCUGGCAGGUUUGAAUCCAGCCCCAGGCCUGCCAAACAAUAAUGACAACUACAACAAAAAAAUAGGCCACUGUGGCGGGCGCCUGUAGUCCCAGCUACUUGGGAGGCUGAAGCAAGAGAAUCUCUUAAGCCCAAGAGUUUGAGGUUGCUGUGAGCUGUGAUACCAUGGCACUCUUCUAAGGGCGACAUAGUGAAACUGUCUCAAAAAAAAAAAAAAAAAGAAAGAAAGAAAGAAAGGGAAGGGAACAUAUUGGGAUAAAUAGUGGCCUCCAAAAAUGAUAAUAUAGCCUGAGCAACAUAGUGAGACCCUGUCUCCACAAAAAAAUUAAAAAUUAGACAAGCAUUGUGGUACACACCUGUAAUCCCAGUGACUCAGGAGUCUGAGGCAGGAGGAUCGCUUGACCCUAGGAAUUAGAGGCUGCAGUGAGCUAUGAUAAUGCCAUUGCGCUCCAGCCUGGGCAACAGAGCCAGACUCUAUCUCAAAAAAAAAACAAGGGGUGGUGCCUGUGGCUCAAAGGGGUAGGGUGCCAGCCCCAUAUGCCAGAGGUGGCGGGUUCAACCCCAGCCCCAGCCAAAAACUGCAAAAAAAAAAAAAAAUGGGCAGCGCCUGUGGCUCAGGGGGUAGGGCACCAGCAACAUAUACCAAGGGUGGUGGGUUCAAACCCGACCCCAGCCAAACUGCAACAAAAAAAAUGGCUGGGUGUUGUGGCGGGCACUUGUAGUCCCAGCUACUCAGGAGGCUGAGGCAAGAGAUUCACCUAAGCCCAAGAGUUGGAGGUUGCUGUGAGCUGUGUGAUGUUAUGGCACUCUACCGAGGGCAAUAAAGUGAGACUCUAUCUCUACAAAAAAAAAAAAAGAAGAAGAAGAAAAUACCCAUGUCCUAACCCUGGAACCUAUGACUAUGACCUCAUUUGGAUAAAGAGUCUUUGUAGAUGCUAUUAAGUUAUGAAUCUUGAGAUAAGCAAGUCACCCUGGAUUACCUGUAAACCCAAUGACAAGCAUUCUUAUAAGAUACAGAAGAGAAGAGGCCUGGGGGAGAUGGCCACGCAAGGAUGGAGGCGGAAACUGGAGAGAUGCUUCCCCAAGCCCAAGCCCAGCAGCGCCUGGAGGCACCUUCUAGAGCCUGCAGGGAAGCCCAAUGCUGACACCUGAGUUUGGACUUCUGCCCCACCCUCCGGAACUGAGAGAGAAUAAAUGUCUGUGGCAAGCCACUUCGUCUCUAGUCAUCUGUUUGGCAGUCACAGAUGGUCCUUCUGCGUCUUCUGUUUCGUGGGAGGAGACUUCUGAUGAGAUGGGUCAGCCAGCAUUGCCAGUGCAAGGAAGGGCCGAGCUCUCACUGGCAAAGAACGUCAGCUGCUGAUCAGCGCGGAUCACCGGAAGGCCUGUGGGCUGCUUGGAUCCCUGUCUAUCUGAGAUGGGCCACCCAGGCUGACCAGCCAGUUCCUGCUGGAGGCCCUUGGUGUGAUCUGGGAGACCAUGUCCAAGCCCCCCCACCUCCUGCUAUGUCUGCUCCGGGCUGCCCCGAGGCAACGAGUCUGCACCCUGUUCAUCAUCUUCUUCAAGUUCAUUUUUUUCAUCUCUGUCAUGAUCUACUGGCAUGUUGUGGGAGAGCCCAAGGAUCAAGGGCAGCUCUAUAACCUGCCUGCAGACAUCCCCUGCCCCACCUUGGCACCCCCUAUCCGGCCCUCCAGCACCCCCACUCCAGGCAACAUCUUCUUCCUAGAGACUUCAGACCGGACCAACCCCAACUUUCUGUUCAUGUGCUCAGUGGAGUCAGCUGCCAGGACUCACCCCGAAUCCCACGUGGUGGUCCUGAUGAAGGGUCUGCCCCGCGGCAACGCCUCCCUGCCCCGGAACCUGGGCAUCUCACUUCUGGGCUGCUUCCCCAAUGUCCAGAUGCUCCCGCUGGACCUGGAGGAGCUGUUCCGGGACACGCCGCUGGCAGCUUGGUACACGGCUGCGCAGGGGCACUGGGAGCCCUACCGGCUGCCGGUGCUGUCUGAUGCCUCCAGGAUCGCGCUCAUGUGGAAGUUCGGGGGCAUCUACCUGGACACAGACUUCAUCGUCCUCAGGAACCUGAGGAACCUGACCAAUGCACUGGGCAUCCAGUCCCGCUAUGUCCUCAACGGUGCCUUCCUGGCCUUCGAGCCCCAGCAUGUGUUCAUGGAGCUGUGCAUGCACGACUUUGUGGCCCACUACAAUGGCUGGAUCUGGGGCCACCAGGGCCCACAGCUGUUCACACGGGUCUUCAAGAAGUGGUGUGCCAUCCGCAGCCUGCAGGAGAGCCGCGCCUGCCGCGGCGUCACCACCCUGCCCCCUGAGGCCUUCUACCCCAUCCCCUGGCAGAACUGGAGGAAGUACUUUGAGGACAUCAGCCCCAAGGAGCUGGUCCAGCUGCUUAAUGCCACCUACGCUGUCCACGUGUGGAACAAGAAGAGUCAGGGCACACAAUUCAGAGCCAUGUCCAGGGCACUGCUGGCCCAGCUUCACGCCCACUACUGCCCCACAACACACGAGGCCAUGAAGAUGUACUUGUGAGGAGCUCACCAGGCCACCACCCCACCCACCCCUGAUGGAGAGGGGUGCCUGCCCUCCUUCUGGGGAGGCGAGAUGGCAGGACCUGGGGUGGGGAGUGCGCUGGGGCCACCUGGCUGGGCCAGACUGGUGAGGAGUUAUUGCAGGAGCCACAGCAGGCCCUGGGGACAGCCCCUCCAAGCCAGAGAGACUGUGGACACCCCCUGGGCCAGUGCCCUGUCUCAGGCCAGUGCUGACAAGUGGUGCCAGAACCAGCUGGAGUGAGCUUGGUGAGUGUCCCAGGCCUCCUAGACCUCAGAGUACCUCCCAGGUGGUACAGGGCAGCCAAGUGAAGCCAGGCAGUAGGGGCUGAGCUACCCUGGAGGGAGCCUGGGGAGCUUGGAGAGCAGGAGCAAAGGGGAUAAGGGAGGAGAGGGAGGUUCCUGGCAGGGGAGGAGGCAGCCAGUGGGAGGGUGCAUACCCAGUCCUAGGGAAUUUUCGGAAGGGAAGAACAGGGUGAGGCAGGUGGAGCUGGCGGAGAGCCUUUCCAGAGAGGCCCCUCACACCCACCCACCCUUUCUGCUUCCAGAGAUGCUGCCCCCUGGCUUGGGCAUGGGAGCAUGGAGGUGCUUUUGGCUCAGGAGAAGAAUUUUAAAGAACACUCCGUCCCCCAUUAUAAAAACAGGAGAAUAAUAAAUAUGAUAAAAGUGACCUACUGACAUCUAGUGCUUCAUAGCUGGUGAAGUGCGGUUGCACGCACAGCUCUUAUCAGCUCCGUUCUGAUGAGGAAACAGCUGGGGCCACACAACUGGUCCAGAGCGGAGGGCUCAGGAUCCUGCUGGCAGCCCCGCAUGCCCUGGGAUGGGCCUCCCUGCGGUGGGGGUGUGAGGCACCUGUUUUUCUUUCACUUUCCAAGGCUCACAAACACCUGCACUCUCACCCCCAGCCCAUAAUGGAGCCCACCACCAGGGCAGCAGGGAGCCCAGCCAAUCCUGGGAGGGGUUCCAGUGGGGGAGGUGUGAGGGCCUGUGGCAUUCCUCCAGCCUCACCCUGGCAUGCCUGCCAAGAUCCUGGGAGAGGCCAGAAGUAUCCUGAUGAGUGGCCCCAGGGCUGGGCCAGAGGAAAAUCUCCCUCAGGACAAGGCCCCAGCUGGUUCACAUUUUGGAAGCUGAUGGAGGGCCGGGGCGUUCCAACCAGGCUGAGAAGCCCUCCUGACAGGGCUGGCUGGGUUGGGGGACCUGACAGGUGCUCUGGUACCAAGCUAGGAGGUGGCCUGCACCCCCUUGGACCCUGCCUGAAGACCAUCUUGGGCAGCCUGGUGAGGAGGUGAGUUCCCUGGCUCUCCAGGUAUUCAAGAGCAGUGACUUUUUUUGUGAAAACAAUGAAUUAUAAAUUGAAUAUUUCUCCAACCACAUCAUUUCACCUAUCUUUAAAAAUUUAAAUUUAAAAAAGAAUGAGCAGGCUUGGUAGGGCACAGUGGCUCAUGCCUGUAAUCCUAGCCCUUUGGGAGGCGAGGCAGAUGGAUUGCCUGAGCUCACAGGUUCCAGACCAGCCUGAGUCAGAGGGAGACCUCAUCUCUAAAAAUAGCUGGGUGUUGUGUGGGACCCCUGUAGUCCUAGCUACUUGGGGGCCUGAGGCAAGAAUCGCUUAAGCCCAAGAGUUUGAAGUUGCUGUGAGCUGUGACAGAACAGUACUCUAUCAAGGUGGACAAAGUGAGACUGUCUCAAAAAAAGAAAAGAAAAACUAGCCAGGUGUUGUGAUGGGCUACUCAGGAAGUUGAGGCAAGAGGAGCACUUGAGCCCAAGAUUUUGAGGUUGCUAUGAGCUAUGAUGCUAUGGCACUCUACCCAGGGCAACAGACUGAGACUCUGUCUCAAAAAAAAAAAAAAAAAAAAAAGGCUAGGCCAGGUGCAGUGGCUCAAGCCUGUAAUUCCAGCAUUCUGGGAGGCCGAGGCAGGUGAAUUGCCUGAACUCACAGAUUGGAGACCAGCCUGAGCCAGAGCGAAACACCCUCCACCCCCCGUGCUGGGUGUUGUGGCAGGCGCCUGUAGUCCCAGCUACUUGGGAGGCUGAAGCAAGAGAAUCACUUGAGCCUAAGAGUUUCAGGUUGCUGUGAGCUAUGACUUCAGAGCACUCUACCAAGGGCAGCAAAGUGAGAUUCUGUCUCAGAAAAACAAACAAAAGAAUGAAAAAGAAUGACCAAGCUUUAGUUUUAAAAUACAAAUAAUAUAUCUAACUGUAUAAGCAAGUGAGAUGCCCUCUUAGAGUCAUAUGAUUUGACCAUCAUAUUAUAGUGAGUGCCUACUGUGUGCCAGUUACAGAAGUGAAACAGACACCCUUCCCUCCCUUUGCCCUAAGUGCUUCCGUGGCUCCUGUUGCCUGUGGAACAAAGGCUGAGCCCAACAUUCAAGGCCCUCCAUGAUCUUGCUCCACUUCCCUCUGCAGCCUUGAAUUUGACACCCUCAUUACACUAAACUGCAUACUCUCAGCUCCCCUUCCCACCCCACAGCAACAUGUUGACAGUCUUUAUCUUUUUGCGGAUCUGCCUGCACUGCCCUUCCCAACUACCUUCACCAACAUAUUUCUCCUGUUCCUUUCUGCAGUGCCAAUGCCCCCUCCAGGAAGCCUUCCCUGACUGCCCCUCCUUCAGUCCCAGGGCUCCCAGGCAUCCAUAAUGGUUGGAUUCUUGACCUGUCUGCUCAAAAGUCAAGUCCUUAUCUGGGUCAUUCCUGGAGUUAGGGUCAAGGAUGCUCCCCAGGGGCAUCCAGGUAGCUAUGUGGGGUCCUUGAGAAGUUCCUUUUGGGUCCGGCAUGGUGGCUCAUGUCUGUAAUCCCAGCACUCUGGGAGGCCGAGGCAGGAGAAUCCCUUGAGAUCAGGAGUUUGAGACCAACCUGAGCAAGAUGAGACCCCAUCUCUACUAAAAAUAGAAAAAAUUAGCCAGGCAUUGUGGUGGGUAUCUGUAGGCCCAGCUAUUCAGGAGGCUAAGACAGGAGGAUCACUUGAGGCCAGGAGUUUGAGAUUACUGUGAGUUAGGCUGACACUAUGACAUUCUAGUCCCAGUAACAAAAUGAGGCUCUUGUCUCAAAAGAAAAAGUUCCUUUGGUCCAUGCAGAGCUCAGGGCCUGGAAGGAACUAGCUCUAGUAAAACAAUAUAAAAGUGUGAUUUUGUAAGGCAAGUUAAGGUACAGUAAGAUGUACAUUCGUUUCAAUGUAGAACAAAACUUGAGCCUCUAAAAAGAUAUUCUGUUGCUCACAUCAUCAUGAAAUGUUUUACAAGGUUGAAUUGUGGCUGGUCUUAGAACUAAGAAGGACUUGUCCCAGGGCUGACACCCACUGGGGUCCCCUGCAGGGGGAAGGGACAGACCCCAGUUAGACACACCUGGGGUAGAACUGCAGCUCUACCGGGCUCUGGCUAUGUGGCCUUACACAAGUCCCCUGACUCUCUGAGCCUCAGUUUCCCCAUCUGUAAAACCUUACAGGAUGUCAUGAAUGAAAUCUUGUGCUGUCUGCUGCUCGGCCUGGAGCAGAACAGGCAGGAAGUGCCAGGAGGCCUGGAGUGUCUUGACACCAAUAGCAAACCCCAAUUUUGUUUAGCUUUCAGGUAGCCUUGGGCUACAGAGAAAAUGGGAGCCUCCCCAGGCCCUGGGGGUGAGUCUCAGUUGGUCCAUGCCAGUCCUGGUCAUUCCACUCCUUUUGCUAGUAAUUGGUAUAGAAAUGGGCAUGUUGUAUAAUAUUAUUCCGGCCAAUGAGAGUUAGGGGAAGUCAGCUGGAAAGGGGGAUUUCUGAGAAAAUUUUCAUAGACACAGGGAGGAACGUUUCUUCUCUGUUUUUGCAUAAGGGUGUGGUGCUCAGAGCAAGGGGUAGCCCUCUUGAGGCCAUGAGGGGACAAUGUGAGCUCAAAAGUCAAUGCAGUAGAUCCUUGAAGACAGAAAAAUGCCAAUGAACUGCUGAAUUAACCAACCCUGGAGGCACCUCAUCACCAGACUCCUUGUGAUGUGUGGCAGGCCUGGUGGACUGCUCCCUAGUGGCCAGUCCUCCUGUGAUCCUCUUAGUAACAACAGAACACACUGAGUUUUGGCUGGACAUUACAGCCCCCUUGCUGCAUACUACGCCCCCCAGCCUCCUGGGCAGCCCAACCAUGGGAUGUGAGCAAAAGUGAUGUGUAUAGCUUCUGGGUUACUUCUACAGGUGUUCACUCACCUUGGGCACUCUCUCACCGCCCCCUUCCCACUAGCUGGAACACAGCAGCAACUGGAGCACCGCUGGCCCCAGCGUGCUUGCCUUGGGACUGUGAUGUGAGACAGAAAUAAUCCUGUACCUUAUUUCAGCUACUCUGUGUUGGAGCCUUUUUGUUACAACAGCUUGCAAAGGUCCUUAACCAAUGUGUCAUGUGGGACAGUGUCCCUUCAUAGUUUCAGCCACUCUUUAUUGUUUCUAGCAGGCAGCAGCCACCUGUCUGAUCUUGUUUCUCUCCUUGGAAGCUGGCAGAAGCUGGGGCUGGGUUCUAACUUUUGGUGGUGGGUAGGGACUGGGAGGCCGUCCUCCUCUCUGAGUUCACAUCCCACGCACCACCUGGGUUUCCUCUGCUGCUGCUCUGCCCACCCACCCCUCCCCCACAGUAGCACUGACCACACCUGUGUUCAGGUGCCUUGUCCUGUCCAGACCCCAACCUCACAGUGGAACUCCCAGCAUGCCUUGUACUGGACUGGUCCAAGUUAGAACCCAAAACCAGACUUCCAAGAACAUGGUCCUGGUCCGUAGAUGGAGGUCAUUGCAAUUUAAUAUUUAAACAAGAAGUUGAAUAUUGAUACACCAGCAAAGGCGAAUUAGUUCCGCUACCCUAGAGCAGCUGGGAAGGCGACUUUCCUUCCCUGCUUGCCUGUGCCUGGCCAAUGGGAGAGCUCACUGAGUAACUGCUGGUUUGCGGGCCUUGACCCCCUGCCAGGCCGGUCAGUGUCCCCCUGUAAAGGAGUAAAGGAUGGAUCUUCAUCUUCCUCUUAGUCCUGGCCAAAAAAAAAAUCUGUAAACACCCUGGCUAGAAACAAGGGGCUAGCAACAAGCUGGAAAUGAGCCAAGCAGGCCUCUGAGGGAGGAUCCGAUUACAUGUCCCCGGGGCAGAUUUCCGUAGGUGGUCCCUUCCUUCUCCUUUCCCAGAACUGGGUUGCCCAACAAAUAUUACAGCUCAUACUCCUAAGUUAGGGGGAGGGAGAAGCAGCCUGAGACAGCCAGGGCCUGGUGACUUGAGCUUUGGAUGGGGCAGGAGGAAGCAAAGGGUCUCUGGAGUAAGGCCCAGAAAGAGCAGAGGAGCCAGACUCCUCAGGCUGCCAUAUGGGGCUGCAGGAGGAGGACGCUGGGCUCUGGUCUGUGGGCUGGCACAGGCCGGUGAUGGGGAGUUACGGCAGGCAGGCCCUGGACUCUGCCCCAGCUCCCCACACAGCCCCCUUCCUGCCCUCAGUGCAGGACAGCCAAGGUCUGUUUCAAAUCUCAGCACUGCCAUCUACUUGCUUAGCCUGGGUUCCUCCAUGUGGAAAGUGGGGGUGUGAUAAUAAUACCACUCUAAGCCCAUAUGCUCUGUGCCAGGCGCUGGCUGGCUGAUUAAAUUGUCACAACCUUAGUAGGAGGUAAGCCCCACCCAUCUCCUCUCUGCAGAAGUGGAAGUGGCCACAGCUCUGGCCAGGGCUUGGAGGGAGGGAAAGGGGAACUUUGGACCCCCUGUCCUGCCCUGAGCAUUAGCCAUCUCUCAUGGCCCAAAUGAGGUGCAAGAGCACAGCAGUCUGAGGGGCAGAGGCUGCAGUCCUCACCAGCUGGUUGGUGGACAGCAAGGACACCUUCUGGCAUGGAGAUCAAUCAGCCUUUCUCCUGUCACCCUGGUGCCACCAGUGCCCAUCCUCUGGGCUUCUUUUUUCCCUAGGGGCCUAAAAAGUGAAAGAGGAAGACUCAGCCAGCACUUCUGCUUUUAGUGUCAGGAGCAUUUGAGAGUUCUCCUGUUCUGGACGGGGGCCUGCCUGGCAUGACAUGAGGAGAGUUGGGGCCAAGACUGCUUCCUGGGUCCAGUCCAGAAUGUGGUCCUUAGAGAAGGACCAUAAAUGCUCUCAGCCUGCAGUUCUUCAGGGCCAGCUGUGACUGCUCAGGCCCGGUCUAGCCCAACCCUCUGGGUUCAGAGGUGUCAAGGAUACAGUUUUUUAGGGGUUUUUUUUUUUUUUUUUGAGACAGUCUCACUAAAUCACCCUAGGGUUGAGUGCUGUGGUGUCAGAGCUCACAGCAACCUCAAACUCUUGGGCUCAAGUGAUUGUCUUGCCUCAGCCUCCCAAGUAGCUGGGGAACCACAAUGCCUGGCUAUUUUUAGAGAUGGGAUCUCUUUCUGGCUUGGGCAACCUCAAACUCCUGAGCUCAAGCAAUCC
Nycticebus coucang (slow loris) is the source of this 12581-nucleotide messenger RNA. It is a transcript of the gene A4GALT, whose product is annotated as alpha 1,4-galactosyltransferase (P blood group). Gene Ontology annotation, biological process: protein O-linked glycosylation. Gene Ontology annotation, molecular function: acetylglucosaminyltransferase activity. The transcript is spliced from 3 exons. The record is from RefSeq and is a predicted model, not a curated record. Lineage: Eukaryota; Metazoa; Chordata; Mammalia; Primates; Lorisidae. Bases 5144 to 6205 code for a protein of 353 amino acids.